This is a messenger RNA of Aspergillus mulundensis, 651 nucleotides long. RefSeq names its product cytochrome c oxidase subunit IV (gene cox5b). Lineage: Eukaryota; Fungi; Ascomycota; Eurotiomycetes; Eurotiales; Aspergillaceae. Gene Ontology annotation, cellular component: mitochondrial envelope. The transcript has 5 exons. Gene Ontology annotation, biological process: mitochondrial electron transport, cytochrome c to oxygen. The record is from RefSeq and is a predicted model, not a curated record. Bases 1 to 651 code for a protein of 216 amino acids.
AUGUUCUUCCAACGCACAGCUAUCGCCCUCUCGAGGCGCGCCCCUGCCCGGGCCCUCUCCGUCCGCCCUUUCUCCUCUUCCAUCGUCCGCGCCAACGCCAACAAGUGGCAGGUCAAGGAGGAGGGCAAGAUCCUUCCCUUCGAAGAGAUUAAGACCGAGAAGGACCUGCUUCCCCCUGGUGCCAAGCCCGGUACCGUUCCCACCGACAUCGAGCAAGCUACCGGUCUCGAGCGUCUCGAACUUAUCGGAAAGAUGCAGGGCAUUGACAUUUUCGACAUGAGGCCUCUUGAUGCCUCCCGAAAGGGAACCCUCGACAACCCCAUCAUCGUCAACGGUGCCGGUGACGAGCAGUACGCUGGUUGCACUGGUUACCCCGUUGACUCUCACCAGGUCAACUGGCUCACUGUCUCUCGCGAGCGCCCCAUCGAGCGCUGCCUCGAGUGCGGCAACGUCGUCAAGCUGAACUACAUCGGCCCCGAGGAGGACCCCCACGCUCGUGAGUCACCCCAAAAACCACCUUCAACAUGCGUGAGGAUCGCAAACAACUCACAUACAUACCCAGACGACCACGACCACGGUCACCACCACCCUCCCCACGAGGAGCCCAAGACCUUCGCCGACUACGUCAAGCCCGAGUACUGGUACCGGUAA